Microtus oregoni (creeping vole) is the source of this 1632-nucleotide messenger RNA. It is a transcript of the gene CUNH1orf87, whose product is annotated as chromosome unknown C1orf87 homolog. Bases 1 to 1632 code for a protein of 543 amino acids. NCBI's taxonomy places the organism in Eukaryota, Metazoa, Chordata, Mammalia, Rodentia, Cricetidae. The transcript has 11 exons. The record is from RefSeq and is a predicted model, not a curated record.
AUGUCUUCAGCUUCAAAGAUCCGCCAUAGAUCAGAGCCAAUGCCGGAGAUCAUGGUGAAAAUCAUUGGAAGUAAAUAUUUUCGAUACCUUGUGGAAAAGCCAAAGAUCAAUCAGAAUGAAAAAUCGAAGACAGAACCUCAAACCACACUCCAGAAAUCCCAGGCUGAUUAUUCAAGGCAGGUGAGCAGAGACCUGCCAGGACCCUCCGACCCUUCUGAUCAGAAAAUCACUUCUAACCCUGCUGAGAAGGAGGACAGCAAGCACCCAGGCAGCAGUCAGAAACCAGAGAACAACCAAAAAUUCUCAUCCAGGAACAAAUUCCUGGAUGGCAGGACUUCCCAUGAGGCAAACGUCUACUGCAGCUCUGUACCAACUGGAGACCAGUCUCUAUCCUAUAUGCACUAUCUCCCCACAAGAAAAUCUAGAGACUGCUCUUUGGAACAUAUAACCAAGGAGAGAAUUGGCCAGCCUGAGGAAAUUGUUCAAAGGCCAAGUAUUAUGACAAGAGAAGAUGCUUUUCUCCUCACGUUGGUCAGAAAAGAACUCAAGUCAUACCCAUUGAGCUCCAGUCUGUGGGACAAACUUCUGAAAGAGUUGAAGACUCUGGAUCCCAUCUCUUCAGGGUUUCUCCUCCAGUCGCAGCUGAGUCGCCUCUUCCUAAGGCUUGAAGUCCCUCUACAGUUACCAACAGUCAAGCUACUCUGCCAAAGAUUUUCUAGAAGGGAUUCUCCUGAAAUGGUGAAUUAUGGAGAGCUACUUCAGUUUUUAAAGGGGGCAAGUUCAGAUCAUUUGCAGAAAAAUGGAACUGCUUUAUACCGUAACCCAAGGAAAACUCCAAAUCAAAGCCAGCACAGACAAAGCACACCCCCGCAAGGUUCUGGCUUACUGGCUGAAGUGAAUAAGAGCUUGCUGGAGAUUUUGAAGAUGGCCCUAAGAAUGUGCCAAGGCAGAGUCAACAUAGACAACCUCAAUCUAAGCCUUCGCAAAGAAGAUCGGUCAUUCUCUGGCUGCCUUCCCCUGUCCAAGGUCAGAGCUAUAUGUGGCAAACAUGGAUUGUAUCUAACCUUGACCCUGCUGGAAACAUUGCUUAACCACCAAGAUUUGGGUUACCAAGGUGAAAUAAAGUGGCAGAAUUUUGUUAAGUGGCUGGAAAGGGCUUCUUCUGAUCUGUUGUGCGAUUCGCCUGUAGGAAAGAAUGGAAAGAAAACCCCAGGGACCUUGGUCGAAGUCCCUGAGAGACCCCAAAGCAAAACUGAACAUGUGAAAACUCCAGAAGAGAAUCUCUGGCCGGAAAACCCUACUGCUAUGAUUUCAGCCCCACAAGAACCAGUGAACUCCUUUAAGAAAAGGCCAGUCUCUCAGCCUGAUUUGAGUCCAGCCAUGAUGAAAGAGGCUGAACAACCUGAGCUGUGGAUAGACAGGUUCAGAAAGCUGGAAAACGCCCUCUACUUAUGUGACCUGAGCAACACAGGAGUUCUGGAAAAGGAAAGAGUCAGACGCCUCAUCCACAACUACAAUCUCAUUUACAACUUGUCCCUGAGUCCUCGGAAAAUUGACCUGGCCUUGCGGAGAUUCUGUUCUGGAGAAAACGUAAUCUUAGAGCCAGCACUGCGGUACUUGAAGGAGCUGUAA